Messenger RNA from Punica granatum (pomegranate), 536 nucleotides. The record is from RefSeq and is a predicted model, not a curated record. NCBI's taxonomy places the organism in Eukaryota, Viridiplantae, Streptophyta, Magnoliopsida, Myrtales, Lythraceae.
UAUCCUUGAAGGAAUUGUAUUUGCAAGACUUAAACGAAAUGUACCACAAAAUCGCCAGGAAGCUGCAGCAGCAGCAGGAUGAUUCUCUUCCCCAACAGCUGACCCCUGAGGUGCUCGAAAAGAUGAGAACCCUUCAAGAAAUUUUGGAGUACCAUAUCAAUAUCCUGCAAAUUCCGAAGAGUGAAAUCCAUCCGGGUCUCAAGGAUAAGCUGCCCUCCUACGAGAGGCGGAUAUUGAUAUUCGUAAAUAGCAACAGGUCCAUAAGGCAGCGGGGACUCAAUUAGAAAAGCAAGGAAACAUUACCUUUGAAUAAGAUCAAAGCUAAGGAUGAUUCUAAAUCAUCAAAAAAGUUUCAGGACUAUAAUAAAGAAGGAUUAUCUUAUUUAAUAGAUUAUGGAACACUUGCCUUUGAAUAAGAUGUCAGUUACAGUGACAAUUUGCUGCAUAUUUUUAUCUUACAAGACGUCACUUUGUUAUAAGAGCAGAUUAGUGGAAGGACCAAAAUAGAAAAAAAGUUAGUGAGGUGAGAAAGAUUC